AUGUUUUAUCUACCGAUCACUCUACUCCUUAUAUUGCUCAGUCUUACAUUUUAUUAUUUAUUUCUUCGAAAACUACGAUAUCAAUAUUUUCAUCGCCGUGGUAUUCCUACACCACCUUUUCGCUUCUUCUUCGGACACAUAAAAACAUUAUGGAACGUUCCAUCUUUUCAUCGUCAACUCGAGAGUUGGACACAACAAUACGGCAAAAUCUAUGGAAUCUAUCAAGGUGCCACUCCCACGUUUGUUGUUAGUGAUCCUGAUUUCCUACAAGAAGUAUUCGUCAAACAGUUUCUUAAUUUUCCUGCACGAAGAGAAAUUUUAGCCGGUAACACAUUUAAAAACGUGUUCUCUUCAGCUGGUGCGACGUGGCGUCGACAUCGCCAUGUAAUCAAUCCGACGUUCUCAGCAGCCAAACUAAAGAUGAUGAGCCCACUGAUCAAUGGUUGCAUCACAAAUGCAAUGGAAAAGUUAAGCAACCAUGCGCAGAGCGGAGAGGAUUUCAAUAUUUAUACAUAUUACAAACGAAUGACGAUGGAUGUCAUAUGUAGAUGUGCUUUUGGAAUCGAUACCGAUUUACAAAAUAAUCCAGACAAUAUUUAUUUCAAGAAAGUGGAGCAAAUCUUUGUUCGUAGUUUUCGCUUAAAUCCUGCAGUUAAGUUUUCACAACUUGUUCCCGAAAUGUCACGUUUAGUUGGCAUUCGUUAA
Adineta ricciae is the source of this 705-nucleotide messenger RNA. The record is from the annotation of a GenBank genome assembly. NCBI's taxonomy places the organism in Eukaryota, Metazoa, Rotifera, Eurotatoria, Adinetida, Adinetidae.